Molecule: messenger RNA, 4211 nt
Organism: Gadus macrocephalus (Pacific cod)
Lineage: Eukaryota; Metazoa; Chordata; Actinopteri; Gadiformes; Gadidae
Product: rho guanine nucleotide exchange factor 26-like
Biological process (GO): activation of GTPase activity
Molecular function (GO): guanyl-nucleotide exchange factor activity; protein binding
Source: RefSeq, a predicted model, not a curated record
CUCUACUGCGCUCAGAGCCUGCAGACAGACAGUAGUCCAGCGCGCCGGGGGAGGACAGGCAUCCCAACUUGUUGGUUCUGAGGACAACACUAAAUAACUAAACAAACGUGCUUGUUUGUCUCCAAGUUUGACUUCUUAGGACAUAUCAAAUUAUUGGAUACCCCGAACGAACGACAACUAUUGGCAGGUUAUUAACUACUUUUUUUUUUUACUUCUUGGAAUAUUCUCCGGGCAUUAGGAGCCUGUAUCGCAGUCUGUUUUAAUUGAAGGGGUCAACCCAGUGUCCGAGGAAGACACAAUGUUUGCAUUGUGACCUUUUGUUCCGGACAAGGUUAUCCUCAACAGGAGAGUAUUCAUAGACAGACCGGCCAGACGGACUGACACGGUCUAAUCAUGGACGGGGCCAACGAUGUGGAUCUGUCCAACAAUAACAUCACCCCGUUGUGGAAGCGACGCACUGACUGUUAUGGCACCAGGGCCGGCAGCAAGGCCAAACCCAGACCCCUUAGUUACCAGAUAGGUGGGGUUCACAUGACAGACUUUCCCGUGGAGGACAAGGGCCCCAUCAAGAUCAGCCAGCCCUUGGAGACGGGGGUCGCCAAAGCGGUAACCAAGAACACGUCGGUGUUGAAACACGUCCUAAACAAACCGUCCAGGAAGACUCGCGUGGUUCGGAGCAUCAGUAUCGGACAUCUCUCAAAUGCGCGCUACGCCUUGUCACGGUUCAUGUCCAGUGAGGGCAAAUCAGCGUCUCUGGACAAUAGAGUGAGAAAUGGAGGCUAUGAGAAUGGCAAAACCACCGUUAAGUGCCCUCAAGACGAACAAAAAUGCAGGUCCACUCCAGUGGCGCCAAACUCUCCGAGAGACAGCAGCGCUUUUGGCAACGGCUCGUCAUCACCGGAAGACGUUGCCUCAACGCCGACACUGUCUUCUCCUGACCUAUCCCCCCUCACCCCCAACAACAACCGCUACAACCACAACCACAACCACCACCGCCCGCCCUCCCCCUCCUGCCCCGGUGCCCCCGUCCCCAGCCCCUCUCCCCCCGCCCGCCGCACCCCUCCCCUCUCCCACUGCUCCUCCUCCAGCAUCCCCUCCCUCUCGUCCUCCCACUCCUCGGGGCCCCCCACCCCGCGCUCCCCGUCGCCCGCCGACUCGGUGAACAUGCUCAGCCGGCAGACGUCCUCGGCGUCCGCCGCCUCCGCCCGCGACGACCCCCGCUCGUCGCACGUCCGAUCGCCGUCCUCCUGCUCCUCCUCCUCCUCCUCCACCGCCUCCACCUCCGCCUCGUCCUCCCCCUCGCUGACCUCCCCCAGCCCCGCCUCCCCGGUGCCCUCGGUGGUCCUCAGCACGCACAGCCCCGCCGCCCAGAAGAUGGGCACCCAGCAGCUCAUCCCCAAGGGCCUGGUGUCGGACACGCGGCCGGGGCUGGGCGGACUGGCCGGCCUCCUGGGGCUGGACAGCUCCAAGAGGGCCUUGAAGAGCCGCAGCAUGGUGGAAACCGGGGCCUUCUUCUCCACGGGUCUAGCCCCGGAGGUGGACGGCGACAGCCCGGGAACCCUGCGGAGGGGGCUGAGGAGCACGUCCUACCGCAGGGCGGUGGUGUGUGCCGACGAGACCCCCAAGGCCUGUAAGCCCACGCUCAAAGGGCUGCAGGAGGGGGAGGACUCACCUGACGGCCGGCCCUGCCGCAGCUGGAGCCCCGGCUGUACUCCCAGCGCUGCCAAGCAGCUUUUCGCCACAGAGGGGCCGGUCAAACCGGCCAGCCCCGGGACAGUGAAGCCCUCCAGUCCAGGAACAGUGAAGCCUUCCAGUCCUGGCACUAGAAAGACUGCCACCCUCGGAAAAAACAAGAAUCCUGAUAGAACAAAGCGACUGAUAAGUCAACGCACGUUUGACAGCGAAGAGGAGGAGCUGUACCAGAACUACCAGGAGAAAGCGCUGCACAAUGACUCUGACGAGGACGCCGAGGCCAGCGUGCCUCAGCCAGAUGACCGCAUCGUGGUGCAGUACCGGCCCAUACGGACCUCCUGGAGCCAGCUCAGCGUGGUUAAGAAAAGUGGCCUUUCCGACAAGCUGAGCCUGGAGGAACGCAAAAGGCAGGAGGCCAUCUUCGAGGUGAUCUCCUCGGAGCACUCCUACCUCCACAGCCUGGAGGUCCUGAUCCGCAUGUUCAAGAACUCGCCGGAGCUCAGCGACGCCAUGACCAAGACGGAGCACCACCACCUCUUCUCCAACAUCACCGACGUCUGCGCCGUCAGCAAAAAGUACGCCCUGGUGCUCUCUGUGUCGCCGCCGUGGGAGGCUAGUGACCGGAGUACGUCUCUCCCUCUGUCUUUCAGCGAGGAGAGCUACACAGUGAUCGACUACGCCCUGAGGGACCAGAUCUGGGUGGGCCCCAGCCAGGCGGAGGACCACAACCUGUCCCCUGUGCGGACCACCUCAAGCAUGCUGAUCCGGCAGAGCGGCGCCUGCCACCUCUUCCGCCUGCGUUUCCGUAGCAACCACUCGGGCGACAAGGUGCCCAUGGUCCUGGGGGUGGAGUCGAUGAAUGAACGUGCUCGCUGGACAAGCGCUCUGGGCCAGAACAACAACAAUAACAAGAACCAGGACAGAAGUAACGCCAUGCAGGUGGAGGUGAGCCGGACGUACACGGCCAAGCAGCCAGACGAGCUGUCCCUGCAGGUGGCCGACGUGGUGCUGGUGUCCGAGACGGUGGAGGACGGUUGGUACGAGGGCGAGCGACUGCGCGACGGGGAGAGAGGGUGGUUCCUGGCCGAGUGUGCCGAGCCAAUCACGUGCCAGGCCACCAUUGAGCGCAACAUGCAGCGCAUGGACCGCCUGCAGGGUCUGGAGACCAACGUCUGAGGAGGCUUAACGCCACAAACACUCUUCUCUCUUUGGGUCGAACCAACACUCCGCUUCCCUGAGGGGGACAGGUGGUCCCUGAAUCCCAUCACUGACUUGUCCAUAAGCAACACACAAAUCUAACAACCCUUUUAUUGUUUUACCUUCAUAAUGGAAUAACAAACCAGUGGCUUUACGAGAGACCUCUGCACUAGGGACGCAGGGAGGCCUGUGAGGACAAUGAGGGCUUGAUUUAGAUAAUUGUAGAGGUUAAAACACGUUUUAGAAACAAGUGUGCGCCAGAACAGUUGACUAAGCACCAGAGUCUGCGUCAUCAAAUUGGGUAGAGUGUUUCCCGCCCUGUAAAUCGUUGAAAUUAUUAUCAUUACCAUUAUCUGGAAAUCUAUGGCAAUGCUGACAGUGAAAGGAAUCUAAACCAAUUCCCUUAAAUAGAGCAUUUGUGCAAUGCAGGACAAAUGAUGUUCUGCAGGAAAAGCAGCUUUCCUUUGUAGAAACCGAGAUGGAAAAGAUCCAACAACCACUAUGAUGUUGUGAAAUUAAUUAAAUGUGAUUUGUAAAUGGAAAUGAACUCAUUACCAUGUAAAGCACUUUUUUGUAAAUACUUACUAUAGUUAAUACUAUAAAUACCAUAUCUUCUGGGCUAGUUGAGAGACUCGUAUAAUAUUCCACAUCCACACUAAUGAAGAGGGACGAUGCAUUUUGGAAUCUGUCUUCGCCGUACUGUAAUGUCACCGUUCUGUUUUAAACGCUAACUACAGGUGUAUCCGUUGUAUAUAACCUUUAUUUUGACCCGGCCUGUUUAUAAUUUGACUCGCAAUGCUGAAAGAGUAAAUAUGUAUAUAAUGUGUUACAAGUAAGAUAAAACUAUGUAAAACUGUCGUGUCUUUCUCCUAUCCAGCAUGUGUUCAAAUGUGAUCAUUCAGGGCAAGCCAUCUUCUAGAUAGUUUACACAGGGAAUUGUCCCCCUGAAGAUCACGCCACUAAAGAAUAUCAAACAGACAUUAGGUGCAAUGCCCUGCAUGGGGUAGGACAGACAUCCGCCCAUAUUUUAAUAUUAAACCCUCUUUGUAAGCUAACUCAGGGAAACCACACUACAGACAAUCUCACAUCUGCAAUAUUCUCUCCUGUAAGGUAUAACCUCAUCUCCUCCACAGGUGUCGGCUCCUCUCCCUGUUCCCUUGUAAAUCACUGUCGAUAUGUAUACCAAAACGAAAUAAACGCAUUAACAUGCAUGACGAUCUAUAUGAAUACAGAUGUAUAUUGUAGAGGCCUGUGAUUAUGAAAUGCUUCAAAGUUCAGAGUUUUAAUCUCUACCCUCCUUGGUGAAUAAAAGUGAAAUCGCA